GCCCGCCUGGUCACGUGACCCCCUUGGCUGCACCUGCAGCUCUUUGGGCCCCGCCCCCGGCCCGGGCACCAUAAAAGCGCCUGCCCUCCGCUUCUCCGCGGUAAGAAACCUCCCGCCCCGGCGACGCUGGCACCCAGGGUCCGGCCUGCACCGGCCCGGCAGGCCUGGACACUGGUUCAACACCUGUGACUUCACGUGUGCGCGCACCAGCCAUACCUGCAGUCACACCUGUAGCCCCCUCUGCCAAGAGAUCUACACCGAGGCAGCGUCGGUGGCUACAAGCCCUCAGUCCACACCUGUGACCUCCACACCUGUGACACCUGUGACACCUGGCCACACGACCGGUGGCCGCGGCCUGGCGUCUGCAGUGACAGGAGCCCUUACCUCCCGUUGUAACACCUGACCGACACCCAACUGCCCCUGCAGAGGGAGCAAUGGCCUUGGCUCCUGAGAGGGCGGCCCCACGCGUGCUGUUCGGAGAGUGGCUCCUUGGAGAGAUCAGCAGCGGCUGCUAUGAGGGGCUGCAGUGGCUGGACGAGGCCCGCACCUGCUUCCGCGUGCCCUGGAAGCACUUCGCGCGCAAGGACCUGAGCGAGGCUGACGCGCGCAUCUUCAAGGCCUGGGCCGUGGCCCGCGGCAGGUGGCCACCUAGCAGCAGAGGCGGUGACCCGCCGCCCCCCGAGGCUGAGGCUGCGGAGCGCGCCGGCUGGAAAACCAACUUCCGCUGCGCACUGCGCAGCACGCGCCGCUUCGUGAUGCUGCGAGAUAACUCGGGAGACCCGGCCGACCCGCACAAGGUGUAUGCGCUCAGCCUGGAGCCGUGCUGGCGAGGCCCAGGCACGGACCAGACUGAGGCAGAGGCCCCCGCGGCUGUCCGGCCACCGCAGGGCAGGCCCCCAGGGCCAUUCCUGGCACACGGAGAUGCUGGACUCCAAGCUCCAGGCCCCCUCCCUGCCGCAGCUGGUGACGAGGGGGACCUCCUGCUCCAGGCAGUGCAACAGAGCUGCCUGGCGGACCAUCUGCUGACAGCGUCCUGGGCGGCAGAUCCAGUCCCAGCCCAGGCUCCUGGAGAGCGACAAGAGGGUCUUCCCCUGACUGGGGCCUGUGCUGGAGGCCCAGGGUUCCCUGCCGGGGAGCUGUGCACAUGGUCAGUAGAGGCACCCCCCAGCCCCAGGCCCCAGCCCGCGGCCCUAAUGACAGGCGAGGCCACGGCCCCAGAGCCCCCGCACCAGGCGGAGCCGUACCUGGCACCCUCCCCAAGUGCCUGCACUGCGGUGCAAGAGCCCAGCCCAGGGGCACUGGACGUGACCAUCAUGUACAAGGGCCGCACAGUGCUGCAGAAGGUGGUGGGGCACCCGAGCUGCAUGUUCCUGUAUGGCCCCCCAGACCCAGCUGUCCGGGCCACAGACCCCCAGCAGGUAGCAUUCCCCAGCCCUGCUGAGCUCCCCGACCAGAAGCAGCUGCGCUACACGGAGGAACUGCUGCGGCACGUGGCCCCUGGGCUGCAGCUGGAGCUUCGGGGGCCACAGCUGUGGGCCCGGCGCAUGGGCAAGUGCAAGGUGUACUGGGAGGUGGGUGGCCCCCCGGGCUCUGCCAGCCCCUCCACCCCAGCCUGCCUGCUGCCUCGGAACUGCGACACCCCCAUCUUUGACUUCAGAGUCUUCUUCCGAGAGCUGGUGGAAUUCCGGGCACGGCAGCGCCGCGGCUCCCCAUGCUAUACCAUCUACCUGGGCUUCGGGCAGGACCUGUCAGCCAGGAGGCCCAAGGAGAAGAGCCUGGUCCUUGUGAAGCUGGAGCCCUGGCUGUGCCGAGUGCACCUGGAGGGCACGCAACGUGAGGGUGUGUCUUCCCUGGAUAGCAGCAGCCUCAGCCUCUGUCUGUCCAGCACCAACAGCCUCUAUGAUGACAUUGAGUGCUUGCUCAUGGAGCUGGAGCAGCCCGUCUAGAGCCCAGUCUAAUAAAGAGAACUCCAGAACAC
Piliocolobus tephrosceles (Ugandan red Colobus) is the source of this 1978-nucleotide messenger RNA. RefSeq names its product interferon regulatory factor 7 (gene IRF7). The transcript is spliced from 11 exons. Gene Ontology annotation, molecular function: RNA polymerase II cis-regulatory region sequence-specific DNA binding; DNA-binding transcription factor activity, RNA polymerase II-specific; protein binding. Gene Ontology annotation, biological process: immune system process; regulation of transcription by RNA polymerase II. Gene Ontology annotation, cellular component: nucleus. Lineage: Eukaryota; Metazoa; Chordata; Mammalia; Primates; Cercopithecidae. The record is from RefSeq and is a predicted model, not a curated record. The coding region runs from base 435 to 1946 and encodes 503 amino acids.